GACGUCUGUGUUCACGCGCCGGAAGUGCAUUUGCAGAGAGAGAGACAAAGCGGAGAACGGUGGUGGGCCGGUUGCGGAGUACGCUUUGGAGUGAGAAGCAUCGAGGCUGUAGGACGCAGCUGUUGCCAUGACGGCCCAGGGGGGCCUGGUGGCUAACCGAGGCCGGCGCUUCAAGUGGGCCAUUGAGCUAAGCGGGCCUGGGGGAGGCAGCAGGGGUCGAAGUGACCGGGGCAGUGGCCAGGGAGACUCGCUCUACCCAGUCGGUUACUUGGACAAGCAAGUGCCUGAUACCAGCGUGCAAGAGACAGACCGGAUCCUGGUGGAGAAGCGCUGCUGGGACAUCGCCUUGGGUCCCCUCAAACAGAUUCCCAUGAAUCUCUUCAUCAUGUACAUGGCAGGCAAUACUAUCUCCAUCUUCCCUACUAUGAUGGUGUGUAUGAUGGCCUGGCGACCCAUUCAGGCACUUAUGGCCAUUUCAGCCACUUUCAAGAUGUUAGAAAGUUCAAGCCAGAAGUUUCUUCAGGGUUUGGUCUAUCUCAUUGGGAACCUGAUGGGUUUGGCAUUGGCUGUUUACAAGUGCCAGUCCAUGGGACUGUUACCUACACAUGCAUCGGAUUGGUUAGCCUUCAUUGAGCCCCCUGAGAGAAUGGAGUUCAGUGGUGGAGGACUGCUUUUGUGAACAUGAGAAAGCAGCGCCUGGUCCCUAUGUAUUUGGGUCUUAUUUACACCUUCUUUAAGCCCAGUGGCUCCUCAGCAUACCCUUAAACUAAUCACUUAUGUUAAAAAGAACCAAAAGACUCUUUUCUCCAUGGUGGGGUGACAGGUCCUAGAAGGACAAUGUGCAUAUUACUACAAACACAAAGAAACUAUACCACAACCCAUGACUGAAAAUAAUGUAGAAAACUUUAUUUAUGUUUCCAGUACAGAGCACAACAAAAAAAAAAACAUAACUAUGUAAACAAGAGAAUAAUUGCUGCUAAAUGAAGAACUGUUGCAGCAUCUUCUUUCAAUAAAUUAAAUGGUUGAGAACAAUGCAUAAAAAAAGUUGCACAAGUUCCCUUAUAUUUAUUUUCCUUAAUAUUUCACUUCUAUUUAAUACAAGCUGGGACAUAAAAAUUCUGUUGGGGAUACCUGGGGGAAAAUGUGAGAAACUAAUGCUGGAUUCAGCUUAUACAUGAUGAAAAGAAAAAUAAACCAGACAAAAGCACAUAAA
Messenger RNA from Pongo pygmaeus (Bornean orangutan), 1213 nucleotides. It is a transcript of the gene EMC4, whose product is annotated as ER membrane protein complex subunit 4. The transcript is spliced from 5 exons. The record is from RefSeq and is a predicted model, not a curated record. The coding region runs from base 128 to 679 and encodes 183 amino acids. Lineage: Eukaryota; Metazoa; Chordata; Mammalia; Primates; Hominidae.